Messenger RNA from Bombina bombina (fire-bellied toad), 282 nucleotides. RefSeq names its product neuropeptide S (gene NPS). Gene Ontology annotation, biological process: neuropeptide signaling pathway. Bases 1 to 282 code for a protein of 93 amino acids. Lineage: Eukaryota; Metazoa; Chordata; Amphibia; Anura; Bombinatoridae. The record is from RefSeq and is a predicted model, not a curated record. Gene Ontology annotation, cellular component: extracellular region. The transcript has 3 exons.
AUGAAAGGAUCACAGCUGAGCAGUUUAUCAAAACUACAUUUUGUUGUAAUAUUUUGGAUAUCGACAAUGCAUUUGUGGUACCAUCCUGUUCUCUCUCUAACAAUCUCUGGAAAAUCUGACUACUGCCUCAUUUUGCUCAAUAGUUGCUUGGUGGAUCUCGAUCACAGCAAGGAGUUUGCUUUCCUUAAACCCUAUUUAGAAAAGUCUUUCAGGAAGAGAUCUUUCCGAAAUGGUGUGGGUUCAGGAAUUAAAAAAAAUUCCUUCAGAAGAGCAAAAUUAUAA